Nymphalis io (European peacock) is the source of this 1868-nucleotide messenger RNA. RefSeq names its product major facilitator superfamily domain-containing protein 1-like. Gene Ontology annotation, molecular function: transmembrane transporter activity. The record is from RefSeq and is a predicted model, not a curated record. Gene Ontology annotation, cellular component: lysosome. Bases 224 to 1756 code for a protein of 510 amino acids. Gene Ontology annotation, biological process: transmembrane transport. Lineage: Eukaryota; Metazoa; Arthropoda; Insecta; Lepidoptera; Nymphalidae. The transcript has 11 exons.
AAUUACUUGCAAAGUGUAUUAUACUUAAUGUUUUGGCGUAGCAUAUUUGUUAAUUUUUAUUUAUGAUCAAAAUAAAUAAUUACAAGAGCUACACCAUAUUUUAAAUAGAGUUAAUAUGUAAAUUUCUUCAGAGAACAUGUAGUGUAAUUAUUGCGUUCCUAUAUAGUGAUAUUUUUUAUAAACUUUUUUAAUAUAACGAUAAUUCAACAAAAUCUUUGUUAUAAUGGAGAAUCCAGAAUCAAGUGGAAAUAUGAGAGCGACUCAGGACGCACCUACUUCAUGGUGUCAUCCUUCAAAUCGAGUACAUAGAUUUAUAGCUCUCAUAUUAAUGUGCUUCCUUUGUUUUGGUUCCUAUUUUUGUUAUGACACACCAGGAGCGCUUGCUGAUAAUUUCAAAGAUGAUUCACACUUGAAUACAUCCCAGUUUGCACUGCUCUACUCUAUAUACUCAUGGCCGAAUGUAAUAUUAUGCUUUAUUGGUGGUUAUCUUGUUGAUAGAUAUUUCGGCAUACGAUUAGGAACUAUUAUAUAUAUGACUAUUGUAUUUGUAGGAGCAGUAGUGUUUGCAUUAGGUGUUUACAUAAAUGCAUAUUGGUUGAUGAUACUUGGACGGUUCAUAUUUGGUAUUGGAGGCGAGUCAUUGCAGGUAGCUGUGAACAGUUAUGUGGUGUUAUGGUUCAAUGGAAAAGAACUCAAUAUGGUGUUUGGGCUACAGCUGUCCUUCUCUAGGUUUGGAAGUACCGUCAACUUUUGGGUUAUGGAACCAAUAUACCGAUGGGUUGCAAAUUAUUAUGGAGGCUAUGAGAAGCUUGGUGUCGCCCUAUUUAUUGCUUCAAUGACGUGCCUAGGAUCUCUAAUUUGCGGUUUGAUAUUGGGCUGGAUGGACCACAGGGCCGAGAGGAUACUGGGACGGCAAGAGGAACAAGCUAAAGAUGAACCAUUCCACCUCAUAGACGUCUUGCAUUUUAAGUCUGUUUUCUGGCUUGUAUCUGUAAUUUGUGUUGCAUAUUAUUUGGCAAUUUUUCCAUUCAUCGCUUUGGGAAAAUUGUUCUUUGAGCGUAAAUUUGAUUUUAUACCGCAAGACGCGAAUACUGUGAACUCAAUGGUAUAUCUCUUUUCGGCUGCCUUGAGUCCCUUCUUUGGUAUUUUAAUUGAUAAGACUGGCAGGAACGUGAUGUGGGUUAUCUUAAGUAUAAUAACGACGAUUGGGUCGCAUUUUCUAAUGGCAUUUACUUUUGUCAAUCCUUAUGUUGGAGUGGUAUCAUUAGGAAUAUCUUAUUCAUUGCUCGCGAGUGGUCUAUGGCCCCUCGUAGCAAUGAUUGUUCAAGAGAAUCAAUUGGGUACUGCUUUUGGAAUAUGUCAAGCAGUUCAAAACUUAGGCUUGGCUACCGUUAUCAUUUUGGCCGGCGCGAUUGUUGACAAAUAUGGAUAUCUUAUGUUGGAAAUGUUUUUCUUAGGAUGUCUGUUUGUGUCCCUAAUUGCGGCUGUACUCAUCUAUAUCCUGGACUCGGCCAACAACGGCAUUCUGAACCUGUCGCCAAGUAUGAGGGACGCUUUGAAGAAGACGACUGUUCGUACCGAGGAGACGGCUAACCUGCUGGAGCACGUGGACAGCUCGGACCAGGAGGAGGCGGACGGGGGGGCGGCGGGCGGCGGGGCGUCCCCGCGCGACUCGGCCCAGCUGCAGUCCGACCGCAUCCGCUCGCGGUACAUCGCGCAACUCCUGCCCGCCACUAACAUUCCAGAUAGACCUUAGGCUUGAACGCGACUUUGUAUGUGUAAAUAUGUAUCGAUACUUUUAGAUUAUUUGUGGCAUUAUUUUCCAUUAUCUGUAUUAUAAAAUCGAAUAAAUGAUUUAUGACAUCCAA